CACCAUCCCUCCUCUUGGCGUCUUCUCCUUUUACCCCAGACCUUAGAUUUCCAGAAUCCCAAUACUCUCUCGCUCUCUGUGGCUCCCGGGGAAUUUCUCUGGAUAUGAUCAGACUACUAUCUUUUCUGGAGCUCAAUCUCCACCCUCCGAUUGCUGCUGGGUUCCAUGGCUUCUUCCGCGGCUCCGCAGGGGCAGGGGAUCCACGGGCAUGACAUCCAGGCGGCCAUGGCCAAGGCCGUCGAGCUGAGGGCCCUCCACGCGGCGCUGCUCCAGGGUGCCAGUGGCAGCCCCGCCGUCCUGAGGCUUCCGCCCGGCGCUUCCCCUUCUAUUUCCAGGGGUUCCAAUCAAUUUUCCGCCGAGGAUUACCCCGUCUUCACGCCGAGUUAUGAAGAGGAACCUUUAUCUGGAUAUCACUAUAUUCGUCCAGAGAACCGAAGCUUAUCAGAAAUCUGGCGCAGAAUCAUGCUGGAAGGAGAAAGCAAAGAUGAUGAAGCCAUUUCCUCUGAUAAUAAAAGUGUUAAUAGAUUUUCUUCUUCAAACAGUGAACAACAUAUUUGCUCUACAAAUAACCAUUUCUCCAACAGAGGGUCAUGUAUCAACCACGUGUCUCUUCUGCAAAUUGCUCCAGCAGCUGAUAUCCUUAAAUCUUCGAGCAGGAGAACCAGUUCAGGAGAAUUCAAAACUGUAACAACAUGCAAUACAUGCAAGCCUGCAACUAUCAAUAGGGAACCUGAAAGUAAUCACAAAAAUCAUAAGAAUGUGGCUAGCACAGCACCAGAGCCUGAUACACAGCCAUCCACACAGUUACCUACAAAGCAGAGAGGGCCAAUACUAUCAUGGUUGUUUCCCAAAUCAAAGAAGAAACCCAAGUCAGAGGUGUUCGCAAACACAAUAGAAUCCGAGGACAUGUCACAACUUUUAAAAGACUGGGGUUUUUUUUCUCUUGAGUCAUUGAAGAAGGAGCUGCUUGAGGCUAAUCAGAACCGGGAUGCUGCAUUGGCAGAAGUUGCAGAGAUGAAAUCCUCCUUAGGAGAACUGGGACAGAAGCUACUGAGCUUAGAAGCAUACUGUGAAGAGCUGAAGAAGGCUCUAAAACAGGCAGUGCAAAUGAAGAACUGUCAGGUUCUGGACCACCCAAAUUUGCCGAAGAGAACAAAAUCCAUCAGUGGCAGCAGAGACAAUUUAAUGCCUGUCAGCCAUGAAGUAAUGGUAGAAGGUUUCUUACAGGUAGUGUCAGAAGCAAGGCUCUCUGUAAAACAAUUCUGCAAGACACUCAUCCACCAGAUUGAAGAAACUGAUAGUGAACUGAUGGAGAAGCUGAAUUUGCUCCUCCUAUCACAUCAUAUCACAUUGAGCAACAGGUACUCAAAAGGAGUACUGUAUCAUUUGGAAGCUCUUGUAAACCAAUCUCUGUAUCAGGACUUCGAGAACUGUGUGUUCCGGAAGAAUGGAUCACCAAAGUUUCUGGAUCCCCAGCAGGAUCGCCAGGAGAACUUCUCAGCUUUCGUUGCGCUGCGGAACUUGAGCUGGAAUGAGGUAUUGCACAAAGGAACUAAGUACUACAGUGAAGAAUUCAGCAAAUUUUGUGAUCAAAAAAUGAGUUGCAUUGUUUCUAUAUUGAAUUGGUCAAAACCAUGGCCUGAACAGCUCCUCCAGUCAUUCUUUGUUGCUGCCAAGUGCAUUUGGUUGCUUCAUCUCCUGGCUUUCUCCUUCAGCCCACCACUGGCGAUCUUGCGGGUUGAGGAUAACAGCAGUUUCAAUCCCUUCUAUAUGGAGGAUGUCCUCUUUGACCGCCACAGAGUGCAAGCUCCAGCCCAAGUCAAGAUCAUGGUAAUGCCAGGAUUCUAUGUUCAAGAUAGAGUGCUCAGAUGUAGAGUUCUGUGCAGGUACCGAUCUGUAGCAUAACCAUUCACCGUUCAUACUAAUGGUUUUAUUUUUUUUCCCCUUUAAGGCAAGCUUCUAGGCUUCCAGCGGCCUUUCAUAUCUGAACCAGUCUCUCAUCUCCAUAUUGCUGUAUUUUUCUUUUUACCUUUUAUUACAGUACAGGUGUGAUAGACAAUCUAAAACUAGACUGUUUCUUCAUAUGUUCUUGGAGGGGAAGAUUGUAAUUUCCAUUUGACUAUUGUUGAAGUGCGUUUUGUGUAUCAGUUGAAAUGAGUAUGAGCAAGGAUGAUAUGUGUGGUAGGAUUUUGCUUU
Molecule: messenger RNA, 2196 nt
Organism: Elaeis guineensis (African oil palm)
Lineage: Eukaryota; Viridiplantae; Streptophyta; Magnoliopsida; Arecales; Arecaceae
Product: IRK-interacting protein
Source: RefSeq, a predicted model, not a curated record